Molecule: messenger RNA, 2528 nt
Organism: Syngnathoides biaculeatus (alligator pipefish)
Lineage: Eukaryota; Metazoa; Chordata; Actinopteri; Syngnathiformes; Syngnathidae
Gene: cradd
Product: CASP2 and RIPK1 domain containing adaptor with death domain
Exons: 2
Coding region: 123-761 (212 amino acids)
Biological process (GO): regulation of apoptotic process; signal transduction
Cellular component (GO): CBM complex
Molecular function (GO): death domain binding; protease binding
Source: RefSeq, a predicted model, not a curated record
GUGUGUGUGUGUGUGUGUGUGUGUGUGUGUGUCCUGACGAUCGAGAAAAGACCUUUGGUCCGCCUCCUUGUUUCUGAACGGACACACAAACGAGAAGCACGAUCGCGGCGUCGGAGAGGGAAAUGGGUCCGGUCCACAGAGAAGUUCUGCGGAAGCUGCGCGUCUAUUUGUGCGAGGAGCUGCUGGUGUCGGACGGCGUGCUGCCCUUCUUGUACCAGGAGGACAUACUGACGGCCGCGCAGCUGGACGAUAUUUUGGCAGAGAGCACCGAGCGGAAGCGGUGCCGGAAGCUGCUCGACCUGCUGCCGAACCGCGGCCCGGACGCCUUCCGGUGCUUCCUCGCGGCUCUCGACGACUUCGGCUGGGUCCGGCAACGACUGCUGCGCGAGGAACUCGACGUCCGGACCGGGAUCGAGAGCGGGAUCGGGAGCGGGCCCAGCGACUCUCCGUCGAGUCCCCGGAGGAGGCCAGCGGAUACCGCCGACGUGUGGCAAGAAGUCCCUUCCGACCGUCAGCUUUCGCGUUUGGCGUCGGCCCUGGGCGCCGAGUGGGAGUCGGUGGCGACGGACCUGGGCGUGUCGGCCGCCGCCCUCUUCCAUUGCCGCGCCGACAACGCCCUCUGCUGCCGCGACGCCGCGCUGGCCGCGCUGCUGCUAUGGAGACGCACGCAAGGGAAGAGCGCCACGGCGCGGAGACUGCAGCGGAGCCUGCUGGCCGCCGGCGUGCACUCGUCGGUCCUGCGGGACGUCUUGAUGUCUUGAACCGGGCCGAGACUUCAAUUGGACUUUGACAGUUUUAUUUACACUUUACAUUUUUUUUUCCUCUCCCAAUGACAUUUUUUAGACUGCAAAAAAAAAAAAAAAAAAGCGAAGCGUCGUCAGUUGCUGCAGCGGCGGUAGAAGUAGAAGUGGUAGUCCGUGAAGAGCGCCCCCCCGAAGUGAUGGUCGGUACUGCAGUCGGCUUGGCCCUGCGCACAGGUCACGCGACGUGAGGCUCGACUCGGCUCGGCUCGGGGGCGCGACAUCGAGCGGUUCGUCUCCGAAGCGUUUGACGGACCUGGUUUAGCUUCAACUUGUGCACGUUUGCAAAUUAGUGAUGAAAGUCCUCCGGAUUUUCAUGAAAAAUCCUCCGGAAAAUUGAGGAAAAAUUGCCUCAAAUGAAUCUGGCUUUUAGUCGACAACGUUGAACGAGUGCGCGUUUGAGUUUGUUGUUUUGCUUUCACGAGCGGAGCCACGUUGAGGCGCUAACACGAGUCCAGUGAUUCCCAAACAGUGUGCCGGCGGAAGUUAUCCAAUUUUGUGUAAUUGCAAAAAAAAAAAAAAACCUUUUAUUCCAAGAAAAAAAUGUCUCUUGAUUCCAGUGAGGCAGAAUGACAGACAGAACAAAACAACAACAAAAAUCCUCUUCUAUUAGAUGGCAGGAAGUGCGUACAGUAAUGAAUCGAUCCAUUUUUGGUGACAUUGACUUUUGUUGGUGUGCCGUGGGAUUUUUCAAUUUCAAAUAAAAACUGUGUGCCUUGGCUCUCGAAAGGUUGGAAAUCACUGCACCAGUGACAGUAACGCCCCUCCCCUCGCGUUCUCACGACCUCGCCGUAUCUCGGAGUUUUCAAAAUUUCGGCGAGAACGGAAGCCACAAAGUGCGCACACAAAAGGAAGAUUGAUCAGUGAAUGUCGUUUGGUAUGAAGUCAUUCAUGCGGGACGGGUUGCGUAGGUUCAAACAGGCAGACAGUGACGUUAGGAACACGUUCAAGCGGUCACGGCUUGAGGGUUUUUUUUUUUUUUUUUUUUUUGUCCGGCUACACUAGAAAGGUCGACAAACCUGGGAAGUCAGUUAAAAAUCAUUGACAUAAAUAUUAAAGGCAACUCACUAGAUGUAUAUUUUAUAGAUAGUGAGCAAUGUGGUCGAGUGUAACAGACGUAACGAGUUUGAGACUUAAACCUUAAUCGUAAUUACUACACAUCAACUUCUUUAACAUGUUUUGCUGUACGGUGUCGAAAUUUGAGGAUAUAUUUUUGUGUAUAUUCUGUAUUUAUACGAUGAUAUGUAUCAUGUGGGGGGGGGGGAGGACAAUUUUUACGGAAUAGUUCAUUUGUUCUGUGAUAAGAUGGCAUAUUUUAAUGACAAAUGUGAUUUUGUGCUUUCCAGUGAUUGAGGGAUGGGGGCCAAAAAAAAAUCUGGGCUCGGCCCUUGGGGAACUUCUGCCCAAUUUUUUUUUUUUUUUUUUUGGGUGAGGACUUACUUCAAAAUGUCAGAAUUUUGUUCACAAAUAUCGCCAGAAUGCGCCGCAGCCAUCCAUUUUUUUUCCCAAAUUUUCCGGUUAGGGUUAGGCAUGCAACAGGACCUCCGCCCCCCCCGAGCAGGACUUUGCACCUUCGGUGCUCACGUUUGUAUUUUCAGGAAAGUCCGCUUUCAUUUCGAGCAAAUCAAGCUUUUGGCGAUCAAACGAUGUUUGGCCGUUAGCCGCACCGUCAAUUUGAACGAUUGUCUCGUUGGUCUCGGGAUGCAAAUUAAAAGCAUUUUAAAACCA